AUGGAACCUUCAAUGCUCUCGGGCCUUGUUGCAGUUCGAUCUGAAUCUGCCGCUGCCAACUCACCAACCGACGAGCUCUAUCGACCGUUGACAGCUCCCGCAAAGACAGUUCCUAGAACACGCCUCGGCACUCAAAGAGAGUCUUUCGAACUCCAUGACAUAUCAGCUCGAAAUGAUCGUGCACGAGAUGCUUCCUCUGUCAACGCCAGCAAUGACCUGGAGAUGAGUCGACCCAAUACUCCUGACUCUAAUACCGAAGUCGUCGAAGUUCUGCCUACCUUUCUGGAACCCUUUAUGAAUCGCUUUAGAGCUCUUUUCGGCUGUCUGGCUCAACUCGGUAAUGCACUAAGUGAUGGUGCUGCUGGUGCUUUGAUUCCCUAUAUGGAGAAAUACUACGGCAUUGGAUAUGGCACAGUAUCUCUGAUCUUCGUAGGACAAGCCAUUGGAUUUAUCUCCGCGGCUGUAUUUCUCGACAUCCUGCGGGCUAAGAUUGGUCGAGCCAGACUUCUUGGCCUGGCUCAAACCAUGGUUACUCUAGCCUACAUCCCCAUUAUAUGCGGAGCACCUUUCGUCGUUGUCGUCUUCUCCUUUUUCUUCAUCGGCUUCAGCAUUUCGGUCAAUGUUGCCAUUGGUAAUCUCUUCUUUGGCGGACUUCGAAACGGCACUUUUAUGCUUGGUAUCCUGCAUGGUACUUACGGAAUAGGAGGAACGAUAGGACCACUCAUCGCAACUGCACUUGUUACAGCUGCCAAUGCGGUAUGGAACCGAUACUACAUAAUUACAUGCGCUCUCGGUGCCGUGACAGCUGUCUUGGGUACAUGGGCGUUCUGGACAUACGAAAAAGAGAUGAGCCCAGCGGAACGCCAACGAGAAACAAACCAGGCAGGAGAAUCGAUGAUGAACAGCAUGUUUCUUGCCAUGAAACUGCGCAUCGUAUUCUUGGGCUCUCUUUUCAUCUUUGCAUACCAAGGAGCUGAAGUCUCUAUCUCGGGCUGGGUCAUCUCCUUUCUCAUCGAGGACCGUGAUGGAGAUCCUUCCUCAGUCGGUUAUGUAACAGCAGGCUUCUGGGCCGGUAUCACCAUCGGUCGGUUCCUGUUAAGUGCUCCUGCCUCGCGUAUUGGCGAGAAGAGACUCGUUUAUGCUCUGACAAUCGGUGCUCUAAUAUUCGAGCUUCUUGUUUGGUUCGUACCCAACAUUGUGGGCAAUGCUGUUGCUGUCUCUAUUGUUGGUCUCUUCCUUGGACCUAUCUAUCCAUGCGCUGCGGCGGUCUUCCUCCGCGGUAUGAGUCGACGUGAAGCUUUGAGUGGAAUUGGGACGAUCAGUGCUUGUGGUAGCGCAGGAGGAGCUGUUGCACCCUUCGUUACUGGUCUUCUCGCUCAGGCUGUUGGCACAUUUGUACUCCACCCGAUUGCCAUUUUCCUUUUCGUUGUCAUGUUGCUGUGCUGGUACUUUCUUCCUACAGAGGAGAAGAGAACAGAAUAG
This is a messenger RNA of Fusarium coffeatum, 1482 nucleotides long. RefSeq lists its product as uncharacterized. Lineage: Eukaryota; Fungi; Ascomycota; Sordariomycetes; Hypocreales; Nectriaceae. Gene Ontology annotation, cellular component: membrane. Bases 1 to 1482 code for a protein of 493 amino acids. Gene Ontology annotation, biological process: transmembrane transport. The record is from RefSeq and is a predicted model, not a curated record. Gene Ontology annotation, molecular function: transmembrane transporter activity. The transcript has 2 exons.